AUGUCCAAAAUGAAAGUUCAUUCGACAAAAAAAUUUGACUACAAUCGAUUAACUGAGAUAACAAAUGAACUGGGAAAGUCGAAUUCCAUUGAGGAAUGGUAUUCAAAGUUGCCAAUGGUUGAAGCUAUCAGGGAGAUUUUGGCAGGAUAUCAAAAUGCGUUAGACAAUGUUUCCCUCGUGUAUGAACAGAAAUUAUCUGAUUUUUUCGAAAAUCCGACAAUGAUAAUGCAAUUGAAGCCAUCUCAAGCCAUUAACGAUUUUGCUAACGAAUUAUUCAGAAACGAAGAUGAUGGCUUCAGCGACGAGAGCAAUUUUCAUUUAGAUACCACACAAGAAACGAAUUAUGAUUUGAAGGUUUACACUUAUGAUUGCGAACAAUAUAAAUCGAGCUCAAGAGUAUCGUCAUUGAAAAACUUUUCGGAAAAUGGAAGAUUUGUGAUUGACAUUCCGCUCAUUGUCAAGGAAUUGCAGUGCAUGUAUGCCAGCGAAGUCGAGAAAGGCGGAAGAGAUGCUGGAUUAAACGUGGUGAAAAACUACCUCAAACGCUGUGCAGAGCCGAAACUUGCCGAAAUCGUCGAAUACUGGAAUUCGCAAAUGCCCGAAUUUUCAAUGACUGCGUUUGACGCGGGAGUCUGGAAUGUGAAUAUUCCGGAAAAAUACGGCGGUUUGGGAAUGUCGCUUCUCGAUCAGAUUAUCGUCGGAGAAGCGGUCUCGUUCGGAUGCUCCGGAAUUUGUUUGGCGUUGAGUGGCGCCGUUCUACCGCUAUCCAGCGUUGACAUUUUCGGAACCGAAGAGCAAAAAAUGAAAUACAUGGGAAUGAUUGCAAGUGAGCCGUGCACGGCGGCGCUGGCGGUCACCGAGCCGGUCGCUGGAUCGAAUGUUGCCGGAAUUACGACGAAAGCCGUUAAAGAGGGUGAUGAGUACGUUAUCAAUGGCACAAAGAUGUGGAUCACCGGCGCGGGACCAGCCAAAUAUUUUGUGACGCUAGCAAGAACCGCGCCGGACCCAAAAACGCCGUCGAGCCAAGCGUUCACCAUGUUCAUUGUCGAUGGUGACGCCGAAGGUGUGAUUCGCGGCAAGAAGGAGCAGAACAUGGGCCAAAGGGCGUCGGACACAAGAAUGGUGACAUUUGAUAAUGUCCGAGUCAAAAAGGAGAGCAUUCUCGGCACUGAGGGAAUGGGAUUCAAAGUGGCGAUGGCGACGUUUGACCGGACUCGUCCAUUCGUCGCCGGAAUGGGAUGCGGAAUUUCGUGGAGGGCCCUUCAUGAGUCGGUGAAAUACUCGCUGGAAAGAAAAACGUUUGGAGUGCCGAUUGCUCAACAUCAGGCUAUCAUGCAAAUGAUAUCCGAAAUGACUACCAGUUUUGAGUUAAUGCGUCUCAUGACUUAUCGCGCUGCUCAUUAUAUUGAUAUUAAGGUAUUUAUUGACCCUACAGCCACUUACUUUGCUUCUGUUGUGAAGUAUUUUGCGGCCGAAGAAACGAACAAGAAUGCUUUCAAAGCUGUGCAGAUAUUCGGCGGCGCUGGUUAUAACACGGAAUAUCCGGUCGAGAAAUUGAUGCGCGACGCGAGAAUCCUUCCGAUUUACGAGGGAACCACGCAAAUUCAGCAGAUGAUUAUCUCUCGUGAGGUUUAUCGGAACUAUAUGAAUACCGCUUCAGUACUAGUUAAAUAA
Molecule: messenger RNA, 1674 nt
Organism: Caenorhabditis bovis
Lineage: Eukaryota; Metazoa; Nematoda; Chromadorea; Rhabditida; Rhabditidae
Source: the annotation of a GenBank genome assembly